AUGUCUGGAAGAGGAAAAGGCGGUAAAGGGCUGGGAAAAGGAGGCGCUAAGCGUCACCGAAAGGUUCUUCGCGAUAAUAUCCAGGGAAUCACUAAACCCGCUAUUCGUCGUCUUGCUCGCCGUGGCGGAGUCAAGCGUAUUUCUGGCCUGAUCUAUGAAGAGACUCGCGGUGUGUUGAAGGUGUUUCUGGAGAACGUCAUUCGUGAUGCUGUUACCUACACUGAACACGCCAAAAGAAAGACCGUCACCGCCAUGGAUGUUGUGUACGCUCUGAAACGACAGGGACGCACCCUGUACGGAUUCGGAGGUUAAGUGACUCAC
Megalobrama amblycephala (Wuchang bream) is the source of this 321-nucleotide messenger RNA. RefSeq names its product histone H4. Gene Ontology annotation, molecular function: protein heterodimerization activity; structural constituent of chromatin; DNA binding. NCBI's taxonomy places the organism in Eukaryota, Metazoa, Chordata, Actinopteri, Cypriniformes, Xenocyprididae. The transcript has a single exon. Bases 1 to 312 code for a protein of 103 amino acids. Gene Ontology annotation, biological process: nucleosome assembly. The record is from RefSeq and is a predicted model, not a curated record. Gene Ontology annotation, cellular component: nucleosome.